AUGGUCGUGCUGAUGCACCUGCUGGGUGCUCUGUAUCUCGAUGGCGCUGGUCAGCCAUCGGUAACCCGCCGAUGGGAGUUCACCGAGGAGACGCCGCUCACGGGUCUGGAACGUUCGCUCUUCAUCAUGAUGGGGGUCGUGGCACUUCUCUCAUUAGUGUCGACCAUUGGCCUCUUAACGUUCCUUACCCAUCGAUUCAUCUUCUGGCAGCAAUACUAUAAGCACCCGUUGGCGCACAACCAAUACGUCGUACUCAUCUACAAUCUUUUGCUCGUCGACCUACAGCAAGCCAUAGCCUUUGUGAUCUGUCUAUAUUGGGUUGGCCAAGGUAGAGUGCACUUUGGAGAAAUAGCGUGCUACUUGCAGGGAUGGUGGAUUCAAACCGCCGACCCGGGCAGUGGGUUAUUUGUCCUCUCGAUUGCGCUGCAUACCAGUGCCGUGGUCUUACGGGGUCGUCAACUACCUUUCAAAGUGUUUAUAUGCUUCUUGAUCGGACUGUGGGCUUUUAUUCUCAUUCUGGGAGUCAUCCCCGUGAGCAUUCACGGGAGUCAGUCGUUUGUCAUCACAGAAGCCAACUGGUGCUGGCUUAGCCCCGCGAAUGAACAUGGCCGGUUUUGGGGCCAUUACUUUUGGAUUUUCAGUGCCGAGUUCGGCACCGUCUUCCUUUACACCAUCCUGUUCAUUCGUCUUCGACGUCGUAUGGCUCAGGCAAAGACGCUACGAAUCGGUCAACAGGAGAGUCUCCAUCGACUCAACCGUGUCGUCAUCUACAUGGUCAUUUACCCCUUCAUUUAUCUCGUCCUGUCGCUACCUCUGGCAGCGGGCCGCAUGGCCACGGCUCGCGGUCACCCUCCUGGAAAGACCUAUUUCGCUGUUGCUGGAUCUUUCAUGGCCCUUUCAGGUGUGGUGGACGUGGCAGUUUAUGCUCUCACCCGCCGUCAUCUGCUACUCGAUACUGAGCAUCACACGACGGAUCGGAUCUAUGACAAUACAAUUUCUGAAUGGCACACCCAGAUCACCACCACCGCCGUACCAGAGGAUCGACCUCGAAAGCAGUCUCGGUUAGUCUCGAAGAUCAGCUCAAAGCUCCGACGCUCGGAGAAUCAUGAGGUGGAGCAAGAGGAGGUCAGUCGAAAGAAUCUGUUCGAUGACUCGACAGACGACAUUGUGCCGAAAAGUGACGUGGAACUCUCCACUUUUACUGUUGUGUACCAGGAGACCACCAUAGAGAUUUCUCACGAGCCUGCAACUCCCACAGAUUUGACGUCCCGGGGCUUGCGACGGAUCAAGUCAUGA
Penicillium diatomitis is the source of this 1296-nucleotide messenger RNA. It is a transcript of the gene gprD, whose product is annotated as protein gprD. Gene Ontology annotation, cellular component: plasma membrane. Gene Ontology annotation, biological process: adenylate cyclase-activating G protein-coupled receptor signaling pathway. NCBI's taxonomy places the organism in Eukaryota, Fungi, Ascomycota, Eurotiomycetes, Eurotiales, Aspergillaceae. Bases 1 to 1296 code for a protein of 431 amino acids. Gene Ontology annotation, molecular function: G protein-coupled receptor activity. The record is from RefSeq and is a predicted model, not a curated record. The transcript is spliced from 2 exons.